AUGAAGGCCAAGCUGAAGGAGAGGAAAAGGUGGAAGGCAGCUGAGCAAGCCUGGCAAGAAGAACAGGUGCAACUCAAGGCCAAGAGGGUGGCAAGAGAGAAGGCUGAGGCUGAGAGGGCAGAGAGGGAGAGGGCCAAGGCUGAGAAGGCAGUGUGGGAGGCCAAGGAGAAAAGAGUGUGCAAGGAGGAAGAGAGACAAGAGGCUGAGCAUAAACACAAGGCCAAGGCCAGCAAGGGUGAUGAGGCUGGUGCUGGGGCCACUAGUAGUGAGGCCAGGGGUGAGACUGCAGUCACCAACUCAGGUCAGAUCACCAAUGCCCUCGAAGUGAUUCUGGAUGAAUCAUAUGGGUAUGGGAUGCCAGUCUCCCCAUCAGACUCAGGUUCAUCUGAACUCAACCCUGAAGAACUGUGCAAGGAGGCCAAAUGGCUGGAAGCUGGUGGAAAGGGCAAAGAGGCUGAGGGGGAGGGCAAGGACAUGGCCAAGUAG
Messenger RNA from Pisolithus orientalis, 486 nucleotides. RefSeq lists its product as uncharacterized. The transcript is spliced from 2 exons. Lineage: Eukaryota; Fungi; Basidiomycota; Agaricomycetes; Boletales; Pisolithaceae. Bases 1 to 486 code for a protein of 161 amino acids. The record is from RefSeq and is a predicted model, not a curated record.